Molecule: messenger RNA, 583 nt
Organism: Corylus avellana
Lineage: Eukaryota; Viridiplantae; Streptophyta; Magnoliopsida; Fagales; Betulaceae
Product: snakin-2
Source: RefSeq, a predicted model, not a curated record
AGAGAAGACGCAUACCAGCCAGCAUUUGAUCCAUCCAGAGCCUGGCAUUAUGGCAUUACGUGUGCUUUUUCUCUUCGUGGCUUUUCUGUUCUGCUUCACAAUGGUUUCAUCUGACAUCAAGAAAGAAGAAGAGUUACCCCAUCUUGGCCUGGCGCCUGUUGUGAGGGGUGCAAACAGAAGGCUCAUGCAGGAAGUUGAUUGUGGAGGACUGUGCAAGCAGAGAUGCAGUCUUCACUCGAGGCCAAACGUGUGCAACAGGGCGUGUGGCACGUGCUGUGUGAGGUGCAAGUGUGUGCCACCUGGGACAGCAGGGAACAGGGAGAUGUGUGGGACAUGCUACACUGACAUGACCACCCAUGGGAACAGGACCAAAUGUCCAUAGGCUGACGAAAUGUUCCCCCUGCCCAGUUUAGCUUUAGAUUUAUGCAUGUAGCGAAAACUGUUUUUCUUUUCUUUUCUCCUUUUAGUCUAGCGAUGAUGUGAGUGGUGGUUUCUAAAGCUUUUGUGUGUUUUCAAGUUUAUGUUAUGUGCGUGUGUAAAUGUGUAAUAAACGUCUCUAUAAAUGUUUCUAAAGCUUUUGUUA